AUGUGGAAGAUCGGGGCAUCUUGUCUUGGUGUUCAAUAUGUCGAUCUGCCAGACGUCCCCGCUGCGCUACAAGCCAAGGUGCAAGGAUUGGAGCAGCAAUUGCAUGAUCGCAGCCAGCAGCUAAGUGACAUAGCCGCGUCUUUGCGCGUCUCAGAGGCACACAUCACACCGGAGGUGCAAGAUUUGCAACAUGCAUUGGCGGGACGCGAAGAGACGUUGGAGAAAUUGGCCAAGUCGCUUGGGGCCACAGAUGUGGAGAUGGUUGCCACAUCUGUUGAUGGCCUCAAAGCGCAGGUUCAGCAGGCUGGUCGCGAUCUCUUUGGACGUGAUGAGAUCCUUGCAGAGACUGCUGCCGGCAUUGCAGAUUUUCUGGAGUUGCUGGGCUUGCCAGCGCCAGAGUUGCCUAAAGGUGCCGCGGAAGCCGCCCGAGCAGCCUUGGAGGCCCUGGACUCUGCAGAAGAAGCAGCAGCGAAGAUGGCUCGCUCAGUUCGGAUGGCUAAGCAGGCCGACGCUACAAGGACAAAUCAUUCCGGUGGAGCUUCUGAAUCCUGA
Molecule: messenger RNA, 552 nt
Organism: Symbiodinium pilosum
Lineage: Eukaryota; Dinophyceae; Suessiales; Symbiodiniaceae
Source: the annotation of a GenBank genome assembly